Molecule: messenger RNA, 2299 nt
Organism: Patiria miniata (bat star)
Lineage: Eukaryota; Metazoa; Echinodermata; Asteroidea; Valvatida; Asterinidae
Product: hepatic lectin-like
Exons: 1
Coding region: 1135-1632 (165 amino acids)
Molecular function (GO): signaling receptor activity
Source: RefSeq, a predicted model, not a curated record
AAUGGGACACAAAGGUGCAUUAUCAAGGAGUGCACUACAAAAAUUACAUUGCAUGGGCAUUUUAUUUGCUGUUGGGUUUUUAAACCAAUCUUGCAAAACGGCUGUCAAUAGAAACUGUGGGGGGAAAAAAUCAGUCACUAUUCUUUAGGUUCCAAAAUAUGUAAUAACUAAUAUAAAUCUGAGUGUGCUCUCGCUACAUUUACUUUUGAGCAUGCUCAAUUGCUAAUUAUCACAAAAAGGCAAGAUGCAUGGAUGACAGCUACAUUUAAUGAAAUUCUUUGAACACCAUUAACGACUUAAUUAACUCCAAUCUUGCAGUAAUCCGGGGACCUUGGUAAAGAUGCAUUGCAGUGAGCACCACUAUGUGACCAAUACCGCUCGUUUUUAAUCUUGGUGAUGGGGUAUGCAUUCUACCAUAAACGAGUCCUUCAAAUGUACUUACUGUAAUAAAGCAAUUCAGCCAGUGGAAUAUUGAAGGGCUAGAAUGUCAUUGGUUGGAGAAGGCGAGGAGAGGCAAGGCAUGAUGAUGCUUAUACAGUUUGUAUAGAAGCAGGUUAUCUAGUGUUAUCUGCCUGGGUGUGGUGGCUGGACAUGCUGGAGUCAUAGGAGCCACUAGUGGAAGUUUGGUGCCAGGAGGAGACCAGAGUUGAAAGAACAUACUACCCUGAAAAGGUGUACGCACUACCCUAGUUGUAAGACCUCAUCGUGCCACUGGACUUGAACUUCCACGACCAAAAGGGAGCACUCGGUUCUUAAUCUGCAACUGUUUGUCUACUUUAAUCUCCUUCAAGUUUUCAUGCAGCUCUCUUUUCACCUGCAAUCCCCCACUUCAUUGCCUGUGACAGGCCACCACCAGCGCUAACUGAUAGAAAACCACACUUUACUAAGACCAGGAUGAGAAACUGAAGAAAGGCUGUGCUCCUGCUUGUGUGAGGUAGGAGAUAUUGUGAUAAAUUAGUGCGCAAGAAAUAUAUGUAAAACAGUGUACUUGAACAUUUUCAGAUAAAAGCCUGAACCAACUUUGAUAAGAAUUUUUUUUUUUUUUUCAUUUGUUGACUCGUCCAGUUUUCAACGUUUGACUUUGCUAAACUCUGACAUUUGUAAUUCGAGAGAUCACCAACGAAAAAAAACAUCAUGUCUGCCAUGACAUUUGUCUGGCUGUCAGUCUUGCUUGUAUGUGUCCAUGCUGAUUGCCAAUGGCAGUUUGGUAAUUCUUGCUAUCAGCUGCUGACAGGAAAAAUGACGUUUGAUGAGGCAUUGCAGGCCUGCUCUGCCAUGGGUGCUGGCUUGGUGGUUCCCAACUCCCAGAAUGAGAAUCAGUUCAUAUGGCAGAUGAUGAAGAAUCAUCUCCCCUCUGAUGGCCGAGUCUGGAUCGGCUGCACCAACAAGCACACAGAAGGCCAGUGGAUGUACGCUGCUGACACAGGCAAGGAGUGCAAGUUCAUCGACUGGGCACCAAACGAGCCAAACGGACAGGACUACGGGGGCGAAGACUGCGCACAGAUGUUGGAUGGAAAGGCUGGCAAGUGGAUUGAUAUUGGAUGUUCUGCAGUUGCACCUGUGAUCUGUGAGUAUUACAGCAGCCUAGAGAUGACCUGCCUUCAGGCUGAUGCAGACGGCCGUUUUGCCUGAUUGUCUUUAUUUAAAGUUGCUUUCCUCGUGGUCUACAACAAAUAUCGCAUUUUUUCUCUCAGUAAAUAUUCACCUACAGCGUUUUGUUCCCAACAAAUAUUCCUUUUUCUCCCCUGAUGUUUGGCUCAAAUGUUUGGACUGAGAAGGGCAGAAUGCGCCGCAGUAAAACAUGCACAAGAGUGCAACCGUGGUCUUUGUGAAAAACAGGAGCUGUGGGCGUCAGCUGGGGACUCGACCUUUUUGUUCUGCUCUCACACCAAGUUGGCGAUUUUGGGGAGAUCGUGCAAAUUGUAAUUUUCACGAACAGCCAGCUGAAUGUGGUCAUUUAUUAUUAGAGAAACAAGGAGCUCUGGCAGACAAUGCGCAGGCUGGUGACCCCCUGCUGUCCAUGAAACUCAACUCAAAACCUGAAAUGUAUAAAGCUCAAGUGAAACUCCAGCUAUGACAUUAGACUGGUGACCAGCGCAGGGUACCACAUAAGUAAUCUACAUGUUCAGACCUCAUUACUGACCAGUUUAAAGGUUUCUCAGCAUUGAAAUCAUUUACCAUUGCGCAUAAAUUUCCAUUUCAAUGUCCGUUACAGUAACCUCCUCCAAAUCUCUCUUUGAAAGCGCUCAGGGGGUGCUGGUGAAUGGGGUCUAUGGAGAUUCUUAAAGGUAUAGUCCAU